This is a messenger RNA of Rhinopithecus roxellana (golden snub-nosed monkey), 2462 nucleotides long. It is a transcript of the gene PLIN1, whose product is annotated as perilipin 1. Gene Ontology annotation, biological process: lipid metabolic process. The record is from RefSeq and is a predicted model, not a curated record. Lineage: Eukaryota; Metazoa; Chordata; Mammalia; Primates; Cercopithecidae. Gene Ontology annotation, cellular component: lipid droplet. The transcript has 8 exons. The coding region runs from base 1 to 1569 and encodes 522 amino acids.
AUGGCAGUCAACAAAGGCCCCACCUUGCUGGAUGGAGACCUUCCUGAGCAGGAGAAUGUGCUGCAGCGGGUCCUGCAGCUGCCGGUGGUGAGUGGCACCUGCGAGUGCUUCCAGAAGACCUACACCAGCACUAAGGAAGCCCACCCCCUGGUGGCCUCUGUGUGCAAUGCCUAUGAGAAGGGCGUGCAGAGCGCCAGUAACUUGGCUGCCUGGAGCAUGGAGCCCGUGGUCCGCAGGCUGUCCACCCAGUUCACAGCUGCCAAUGAGCUGGCCUGCCGAGGCUUGGACCACCUGGAGGAAAAGAUCCCAGCCCUCCAGUACCCUCCUGAAAAGAUUGCUUCUGAGCUGAAGGACACCAUUUCCACCCGCCUCCGCAGUGCCAGAAACAGCAUCAGCAUUCCCAUCGCAAGCACUUCAGACAAGGUCCUGGGGGCCGCUUUGGCUGGGUGCGAGCUCGCCUGGGGAGUGGCCAGAGACACUGCGGAAUUUGCUGCCAACACUCGAGCUGGCCGACUGGCUUCUGGAGGGGCCGACUUGGCCUUGGGCAGCAUUGAGAAGGUGGUGGAGUACCUCCUCCCUCCAGACAAGGAAGAGUCAGCCCCUGCUCCUGGACACCAGCAAGCCCAGAAGUCGCCCAAGGCCAAGCCGAGCCUCAUGAGCAGGGUUGGGGCUCUGACCAACACCCUCUCUCGACACACCAUGCAGACCGUGGCCCGGGCCCUGGAGCAGGGCCACACCCUGGCCAUGUGGAUCCCAGGAGUGGCGCCCCUGAGCAGCCUGGCCCAGUGGGGUGCCUCAGUGGCCAUGCAGGCGGUGUCCCGGCGGAGGAGUGAAGUGCGGGUGCCCUGGUUGCACAGCCUCGCAGCCGCCCAGGAGGAGGAUCAUGAGGACCAGACAGACACGGAGGGAGAGGACAUGGAGGAGGAGGAAGAAUUGGAGACUGAGGAGAACAAGUUCAGUGAGGUAGCAGCCGUGCCAGGCCCUCAAGGGCUCCUGGGCGGUGUGGCACAUAACCUGCAGAAGGCCCUCCAGACCACCAUCUCAGCUGUGACAUGGGCACCUGCAGCUGUGCUGGGCAUGGCAGGGAGGGUGCUGCACCUCACACCAGCCCCUGCUGUCUCCUCGACCAAGGGGAGGGCCAUGUCUCUAUCAGAUGCCCUGAAGGGCGUUACUGACAAUGUGGUGGACACAGUGGUGCAUUACGUGCCGCUCCCCAGGCUGUCGCUGAUGGAGCCCGAGAGCGAAUUCCGGGACAUCGACAACCCGCCCGCCGAGGUCGAGCGCCGGGAGGCGGAGCGCAGGGCGUCAGGGGCGCCAUCCGCCGGCCCGGAGCCCGCCCCGCGCGCCGCACAGCCCCGCCGCAGCCUGCUGAGCGCGCAGAGCCCCGGCGCGCCCCCCGGCCCCGGCCUGGAGGACAAGGUCGCCACGCCCGCAGCGCCGCGCCCGGCCUUCUCGGCCGUGCCCCGCGAGAAGCCGAAGCGCAGGGUCAGUGACAGCUUCUUCCGGCCCAGCGUCAUGGAGCCCAUCCUGGGCCGCGCGCAGUACAGCCAACUGCGCAAGAAGAGCUGAGUCGCCGCAUCUGUCGCCGCACCCCGGGCCGGCGGGUUUCUCUAACAAAUAAGCAGAACCCGCACAGCCCAGGCGAGCGUUGCCGCUUUCAAAGUGGUCCCCUGGGGACCCCAGCCUCAUCCCGAUGAUGCUGCCGAGGCACACAUUUUUUUUUUUUUAAGCAUCCUUUUGGGGCUUCACCCUCAGAGCCAGUUUUUAAGGGACACCAAAGCCGCAGCCUGCUCUGAUUCUAUGGCUCGGUUUUUACUAAAAGAGUAAUUGCCUAACUUGAUUUUUCAUCUCUUUAACCAAACUUGUGGCCAAAAGACAUUUGACCGUUUCCAAAAUUCAGAUUCUGCCUCUGUGGAUAUUUGUCAUGAAUGAGUAACUCCUGUCACCACUGUGAAGGUCCAAACAGAAGAUCUUGACACAUUCUUAGCACUGAACUGGGAGAUCCUCUGAUGAUCUAGGCUCCCAGCAGACUACUUUUGAAGGGAACAAUCAGAUGCAAAAGCUCUUGCAUGUUUAUUUAAAAUACUAGUGUCACUUUCUGAGUACUCGCCCCUUCACAGGCUGAGUCCCAGGCCUGUGCUUCAUAGAGCCAGCUUCUUGCUCACAGCCACAUUUCCAUUUGGAUCAUUACUGCCUGCACCUGCAUAGUCACUCUUUUGAUGCCCUCCAGAUGCUGGGGAACGAAAAUGGUGAUCAUAUAUAGACUUUAUAGCCACAGUUCAUCCCCAAUCCCAUUUUCCAAGGGAAAUGUUAAUAUUUGAUAAAUCUAGAAAAUGCAUUCAUGGCCGGGCUCGGUGGCUCACGCCUGUAAUCCCAGCACUUUGGGAGGCCAAGGCGGGUGGAUCACGAGGUCAGGAGAUCGAGACCAUCCUGGCUAACACGGUGAAACCCCGUCUCUACUA